This is a messenger RNA of Zingiber officinale, 2795 nucleotides long. RefSeq names its product proline-rich receptor-like protein kinase PERK9. The transcript has 8 exons. Gene Ontology annotation, molecular function: ATP binding; protein kinase activity. Gene Ontology annotation, biological process: protein phosphorylation. The record is from RefSeq and is a predicted model, not a curated record. The coding region runs from base 752 to 2533 and encodes 593 amino acids. NCBI's taxonomy places the organism in Eukaryota, Viridiplantae, Streptophyta, Magnoliopsida, Zingiberales, Zingiberaceae.
CAUAAUGCGGCUUCGGGAACUACCACUGCCAGUACAAUCUGCGUCUCCCAGUUCUUCACCCCCAAAUCCAAGCUCAUGUAUUGAAAUUACGCCAAGUCGUCCUCCUCACGUUCUCCACCUUCCGAUUCAGCGUUGCCAGGACGGGUCGGAAAGGUUAUUAGGGUACUCGUCUCCAGUAUUUCUCGUUCCUGUUCUUCCGCUGCGGCUUAUUCUUCUUCCGCCAGGCUGCGGCCUUGCAGCGGCAGUGUUCUCGCAUUGUGAGAUUGAGCUCUGGGCUGAUCCGUAAUCUGGUACGCCUCCGUGCUUGGAGAUACGUCUUUCGUUGAAGGUUGAAUCUUGAUGAGUUUCUAGGGCAAAAGCUUGAAUCUUUGUGGGAUAAUCUGUCCCAUUAAUCUGGUAUCGUCCAGAAAUGGUCGGAUUUUUCUUCCGGGUUGUAGGUUGUGCCAAUGGGCGUUCACUUUUUAGGGCGGAAAUCAGGUUUCUGAAAGGACAGGAAUUUUAAGUGCUCAUAAUUAGUGGAAUCAUUUGACAGUCCUCUAAAAUCUGUGUCUUUUCAAUUGGUUUGGAGGACUGCAUUGGUGUAGCAGUUCAUCGAUUGUGGUUCGUGGAGAUGUGAAGGAAUUCUAUCUUGGAUUUGGAGAGUUCUCGGCGAUUGAAGCCCUGGGAAAUGGUGGCUCUGUGAUGCAGGUGAUCUUGCGAGCUUUCUUGAAGGAGACUGGUGGCUGCGAGGGCUAUCCAGUGGAAGCAAAAGAUGGAAUUUUUCUACUACACAUCGCCGCCACCGCCGCCACGAGAUGCCCUCUCAUCACCACCAUCUCUUCGAAGUGGGUAUCACAGCCCCCCUUUGCCGGCUCCUUCUUCCAGAGCGGAUCCACCUUCAUCCCCUCCCCUCUCACCACCGUCUCCAGCUUCAUCCCCACCAGCUUCUCAACUACCGAGUGCUCCACUUGAAGGCCAUUCUUCACCACCAUGUCCCUCUGUGCCAACACCUCUUCCACCAGCAAUUGCUGUUCCGCCAACACUGCAGCCUUUGCCAGCUCCACCAGCUUUUUUUCCUCCUAUCACACCAAUCUAUUACCGGUCGCCACCACCGCCAUCCCUUGUUCCACCACCACCUCCUCCUCCUCCUAGUUCUUCACCACCACCUCCUCCUGUUCCAUAUAAUACCAAUCCUCCCCCGCAUGUUCGAAGCCCACCAUCACAGCCUCAUCCUCCACCUAGACACAAAGUGUCUCCCCCACCUUUGAACAAUGGCUCCACAAUGGGUACUACUGCAACUGUUGCUACAUUCGCUGUUGUUGCAGGUAUUGUAAUGCUUAGUUUUGUCGGAGCGACUGUGUGGCUUGUGAAAAAGCGUAAGAAGCCACUCCAACCUAUUAGUCACGGCGGAGAUAUCGCUGUGGCACCAUCAGUGUCUACACUUAUAUCAGAGAUAUACCCUCAUGCAAGAUCUCCACCAUAUCCUCCUGUAAGGCAUGGCUCUGAAGGAAGUUCUGGAAUCCCUUUCUCACAAUCCGAGUCGGGGUUAGGACAUACAAAAUUAUGGUUUACAUUGGACGAGCUAUCAAUGAUUACGGAUAACUUCUCACCUCAGAACCUUUUAGGUGAAGGUGGAUCUGGUUGUGUAUAUAAAGGAUACUUAAUGGAUGGAAGAGAAGUGGCUGUGAAGAAGCUUAAAGUUAGUGGGGCACAAGGAGAGCGCCAUUUCAGAGCUGAAGUUGGAACUAUCAGUCGUGCACACCAUCGCCAUUUGGUUUCUCUUGUAGGAUACUGUGUAUCAGAGAAUCAGAGAUUGCUCGUCUAUGAUUAUGUGCCCAAUAGAACUCUUUAUUACCAUCUCCAUGGAAAAGGAAGAGCAGUAAUGCAAUGGACCAAGAGGGUUAAGGUCGCUGUUGGGACAGCUCGUGGAAUAGCAUACCUUCAUGAGGAUUGUAAUCCUCGGAUAAUUCACAGAGAUAUCAAGUCCUCAAACAUUUUAUUAGAUUACAACUUUGAGGCUAAGGUUUCUGAUUUCGGGCUUGCAAGGUCAGCCAUGGAUGGAAACUCACACGUGUCCACACGUGUAAUGGGAACUUUUGGAUACUUGGCUCCGGAGUAUGCAACUAGUGGAAAGUUAACUGCUAAGUCUGAUGUAUAUUCAUUUGGGGUGGUUCUUUUGGAACUUAUUACAGGACGGAAGCCUGUUGAUUUGUCUCAACCUUUGGGAGACGAGUGUCUUGCUGAAUGGGCUCGACCGUUGCUCAUCCAAGCUCUUGAAAAUGGAGAUUUUAGACGCCUACCAGAUCCAAGGCUCAGCGGGAACUAUGACUACGACGAGAUGCUUCAGAUCAUUGAGGUAGCAGCUGCUUGCAUUCGGCAUUCUUCUACCAUGAGGCCUCGGAUGAGUCAGGUGGUGAGAGCUCUCGAUAACUUGACUGAUCUAGACAUAAACAAUGGUGUGCCACCAGGCCACAGUGAAAGCUUUGAUUCACCAAAAUCUGAAGAAAUCAGAAUGUUUCAGAGAAUGGGAUUUGGCAGCGAAGAAGAAGAAUAAGACUACAGCGAGCAUACUCGAACAAGGUAAAACCAAUCGAGGUGAAUCGAACGGUACACAUUUUUUCCCCCAGUCAUUUUCUAUACAUCUGUUAAAUUCUUGAUGUAAUUACUUCCACAAUAAUGCGAUUCAGAUAGUGAAAAUGAUCUCACUAUAUUUUCUCCCCCAGUCAUUUUCUAUACAUCUGUUAAAUUCUUGUGUAAUUACUUCCCCAAUGUGACAGCUUUGAAGCUUUGAAUAAAAUCCAAAUUUAAGAGCCAAA